AUGCGCAGCUGGGGUGUGCAGCAACACUGCACCUUAUGUGGAGAAAUAGAUGAAACCAGGGAACACCUUUUCUUCGCAUGUCCCUUCAGCUACACUAUGUGGGAUAAUGUUGCUGGUCGUUUGCUUGGACAGAGAAUGAAUCCUGACUGGUCUAAUACUUUGCUGUCUAUUCAGCAUGCUCGUUUCUCCCCUAUGGAUUUGGUGUUGGUUAGAAUGGUCUUUUCGAUGACGAUUUACAUCGUUUGGAAGGAGUGCAACAGGAGAAGGCAUCAGAAACCAUGGUCAACUGCAGCUCAGGUCACUCGCAUCAUUGACAAGACAAUGUGCAACCGCAUGACAUCACUCAGGACCGAACCACAAGUAUGA
Molecule: messenger RNA, 366 nt
Organism: Brassica napus (rape)
Lineage: Eukaryota; Viridiplantae; Streptophyta; Magnoliopsida; Brassicales; Brassicaceae
Exons: 1
Coding region: 1-366 (121 amino acids)
Source: RefSeq, a predicted model, not a curated record